UCCUCCUCUUUCUCUUUCACCGAAACCAUAAUCUUUUUCUGAGAAAAAAAAAAUCCACAUUCUCUCUCUCUUUCUUCCUUUUUCAAAACCCUAAUACGAGAAAUAACAGAUCCGACGAAAUCUUGAAACGGAUCGAUCAAUCCACGCGAAUACAAUUUCCCAAACAAAAAAACCCUAGCUUUUUAUAUUGUCAGUAGUAAUAACAUAACAUCUUCCAUGGAUUCCGCUUCUUCCGGAUUCAACCGACCCGACCCGGGUCCAUCUUCCUCCGCCGUAGCCUCAGUCGCAGAGUCGUCAUCACAGCAGCCGAGCCGCUACGAGUCGCAGAAGCGGCGUGACUGGAGCACGUUCCUUCAGUAUUUGAAGAACCACAAGCCGCCGCUGACGCUCUCGUGGUGCAGCGGAGCGCACGUGAUCGAGUUCCUAAAGUACCUCGACCAGUUCGGGAAGACCAAAGUCCACGUGACGGCGUGUCCGUACUUCGGACAUCAGAACCCGCCCUCGCCGUGCGCCUGUCCGUUGAAGCAGGCGUGGGGAAGUCUCGACGCGCUGAUCGGACGGCUAAGAGCGGCCUACGAGGAGAACGGUGGACGGCCAGAUUCGAACCCGUUUGCUGCACGCGCCGUCAGGAUUUAUCUCAGGGAGGUGAGGGAGGGACAGGCUAAGGCACGUGGGAUUCCGUACGAGAAAAAGAAACGGAAACGUCCUCCACCUUCCGUUACGGAGAUGGUGGUUCCGUCAACCGGAAGCGGCGGCGGAGACGGCGAGGCUGCACCGUAAAAAUGUUGUUCAUGUUUUAGUGAAAUCCUCUGAUGAAAUCUAAGAGUUCUUUAUCUUUGCUGAAAAGAGGAUCGCAUCAACGAAAACCUCACUCAUAUAUUAUUAACGAAAAUACAAACAUAACACUGUCGCUAUAACGAUUCCACUAAAAAUUCACUUUGAGGAAUUGCGUCAAUCUUUAUAAUCCAAUUCUUCCACGUGCAGAUAUUGGAUCUGAGGUAAGAGGGCAUCAAUUAUUCAUCCGGAAAUUCAUUUUUUGUUUACGGUUUAUGACGCAAACUCGGAAAUAUAAGCAGCUGGAGAAUAUAAGCUGAUCAUGGAUUCGAGGAUGCAGAGAGUAACACGUUCCUCUCUUGCGUAUGUACGUACA
This is a messenger RNA of Tarenaya hassleriana, 1150 nucleotides long. Its product is annotated as protein LIGHT-DEPENDENT SHORT HYPOCOTYLS 6-like. The record is from RefSeq and is a predicted model, not a curated record. Gene Ontology annotation, biological process: response to light stimulus; mRNA transcription. Bases 217 to 780 code for a protein of 187 amino acids. The transcript has a single exon. Gene Ontology annotation, cellular component: nucleus. Lineage: Eukaryota; Viridiplantae; Streptophyta; Magnoliopsida; Brassicales; Cleomaceae.